GCGGAGCUCCGCUGGGCCAAUGGGAGCUGCGCCGCGGAAGGCGCCGCCCUGGUGAUGUCUGCGGCCGCCCAGUAGCGGCCGGAGGGUUGCUGGCCGGCGCCAUGUCUAGCCGAGGAGUCUGGGGUCGCGUCCGGCAGAGGCUGCAGCGCUUCCCCGAGUUGCUGGCGGGUUGUGGGGAGCAGGUACGGGGCUGGCCCGCCCCCUUGUCAUGGCAACGACACCCUUCUCCCUCCCUCUCUCUUCCACGGCCAGGGGACACUUUUCAUUGGGAGAGCUGAGCAAUGCACGUGUGUGUUUGUGUGUGUUUAAAGUAAUCCUUAAAACAAAAGAUUAAAUCAGAUGUAAUUUAGUGUCGAUCUGUUAAAAAUAUGGGUGUGGGUGUGUGUGCGAUAUUUAUUGAUUUUCCAGAUUUUUAACAUACCCACGCCAAAUUACAUCUGAUUUAAUCUUUUGUUGUAAGGAUUACUUUAUUAUUUGGCCAAAAUAAAAAAGUAAAUAAAGUAAUCCUUACAAGUAGAUCAGUAUCAGCAACCCCACCAUGGGCGUAGCCAGGAUUUUUGUUAGGUAAAGGCAGGGUUUUUGUUAGUGAGGAGGCAGAACUGACGUGAUUUGGUCAGUUAGUUAAGUAUUUCUAGUGUUUUACUUGAUCUAGAGGGGCAGCUGACCCUCCCGAUCCCCCUUGGCUGCGCCCCAUAGCUGUCAACUUUUCCCUUUCCUUGCGAGGAAUCCUAUUCGGAAUAAGGGAAUUUCUCUUUAAAAAGGGGAAACAUUGACAGCUAUGCUACGACCAUGAACCCCACAAGUGCCACACGAAAGAUCUCAGGGGAAAAGGCUGCCCGGGGUGGUGGGAAAAGGUCCCUCCCCGCUGUAUGUGAAAGGGAGAGCUUUGAAGGCACUGACCGGCAGGCUGACAGAUCAACCAAUCCAUGCUUCUUAAGUGCUUGCCCACCUUCCUGCAAGCUUUUUGCACGCACCACACGCCCGUUGCAUUCCCUCCCUGCAGAGUCCCCGCCCUAAAAAUCUGAAAAAGAAUGGCUAGGUGUUCUGGGCUUAGCCCUCAAGAAACCAGCAAGGUUGAACCAAGUAUCUAUGUGCUUGUAUAUUUAGAUAUAGCAUCUGACUGGGAUUGAUCUUUGCAGGCCUCCGUGUACGGCAAGUGCGUUGCCUCCAAGACGACAGGCCACGGGGACCUGAAGAAGGAUGCUUGUGCCAAGGAAUUUGAGAUGCUGAUGGACUGCUUCAUGAAGAGCGUGAGUCACUUGCAUCUCCUUAACUUUUGAGAGUGAGGCCAGCAUCUUUAUUUAGUGCUGCCCUUAGGCUGUGGACUACUACAGAAUAGGAGAGCUAGGUCUCCCUUCUUUUUUUAUGUUCCUGGAGCUCUAGAGCUGGGACAAGUAACCCUUUUUCAGCUCAAGAGCUGCAUUCCCUUCUGGGCAGCCUUCAGAGGAUUGCAUGGCAGUGGUGUGCAGAGCCAGAGUAAGUAUGUAUAUGAGGAGUAAUUAAUGUAAAUUUUACCUUUGUACCUAGGCUAGGUUCUAUGCCCCCCUCCCCACCAUUCUCUGUGUCUUUCAUCCAGGCAAGCAAGAAGCAUUUUCAGAAUUCAGUGACAGAUUCCAGCCAGGCCAGAACACGAGUAGAGUACAAGGCAGGGUCAGUGAGGGGCAUGGCCUGGGGAGCAUUCCAAGGGCCAGAUAAGAGAGGUUUGGAGGGCCACAUUUAGCCCCAGGGCCUAAGGUUCACCACCCCUGCUCUAGGGGGUCUUAUUGAGUAACAACCUAAGUAAUUGCUAUUCACCAGCCUGGGAAGCUUCCUUAAGCCACAGUUCAUCCCAUAAAAGUAACAUGCUGCGGUGAAAUACCUUUCUGCAAGGAUGAGAACAAAACAAAAAUUUUGCACACUCACAUUAACGGGAAGUAGUUCUUUGCUGCUAUUCUCACAGCCACCAAAUAGGAUACUGGGUGAGUUCAGGGACUGGAACCUGUGGCCGUCCAUGUCUUGUUAGUUGCAACUUCCAUCAGGCCAAACCAGUGGUCAGGGAUUAUGGGAGUUGUACAACACUGGAGUGCCAUAGGUUCCCCUUUUCCUAACCUUGGUGUGCUUCUGGCCUGUUCUGCAAGUAUCUUAACACUUCGGAGGCUUGCCUCCACACUUGUGGCAGAAGAGGAAUACCGUGGCACUUCUGUAGCAUUUUCACAGCCCUGUAGCAUUUUUUUAUUAUAAAGAAACACCAAUUCAGAGUUGAAAUCUGAGAGUCCAUGUAGCUUAUCUCUGAAAGCAUUAAUGUUUCUCAUUUGGUAUAAAAUAAACCAUAUCUUCUAUUUAGCACAACUGCUGCCAGAAAUGGCUCCGCAUGUAUCUACUAUAGAGUCUGAAUUCACUACUAGCCUCUAUGGUCAAAGGGCCUGCUAUCAGAAACAUUCAUUUCAUGUUUUGCAGGAUGGGGAGUUUUGACCAAAGCAGCUGCUAAAAAGCAGUUUGUGGUCUUUAAGAGAAACUAUUUGCAUUAGCCUAUGCCAAGCUGUUUUCCUCCCGAUGUUUUGGACUACAACUCCCAUUAGGCUGUGCUGUUGUGCUGAUGGGAGUUGUAGUCCAAAAUAUCUGGAGCUCAAAUGCAUAAUUGCAAGGAUCUUUGCAUGGUAAUUACAGGUAUCCUGCUUUAAACUGGAGUUUAGCAUAUUGGAGUCGCCCAUCAGAAGAGGAAAGGGUUGGCGUACUCCUUUUUUUAAGAUCACGUUUUAUGGUGCAGCAUAUAUAUCAACAGAUACUUACAUAAUCCUUAAUUAGUGAUAUGAAUCCUAGUGACAAUGACUCAUCAGAAUGUAUCAUCAUUUACAGGCAAAAAGGAAUGUAAAGUGAAGUACUGAAGACACACAACUGACUGCAAACCUGGAUUUAUAGUUGUUGUUUUUGUGCUUGAUCCACCCAUAUUGUACCAAGGAGAGAGAUUUAUUUUUUUUAAAAAAAAUAAAGUUUGCAAUAUAUGCAGAUCUAUGGCUGUUCAAAUUACACACGUAAACAAGCUUUGUUCAGAACUAUUUUUUCUAAGACCCAGUGCAUCUGGGUUUUUGAUUUAAAUAUGGUGUAAACAUGUCUGAUACACAGUUUGGGGUGGGGGCAGGGAGCAAGCAAAAUACUACAUCAUGGACUGGAAGGCAUGGAAAGACUAUUCAAUCAACCUUUUGCACUACAAGAGGAUCCCUGUUCUAGUCAAUCUGAUUAUGGAAGUGCUGCAAGCAAGAAGGGCAUGAUAAAAUUGCACUUUUACCAGAGGUGCCUGAUUGACGAAAUAUGGAAUUAGUAAAUAAGCAGCCCUCCUUCUUUUCUCCUCAGUGUAAAUGCCUGUGGGAUAGUUAAAUUAGCUGUUAGUAUCAAUGUUGCCCCGAGGAUUUACUCGUUCCCUCCCUACUUACAGGAACAAAAUGCAAAGUAGAGCACUACAGCUAGAGCUUUGCUCAAGAUAGUUGGUUUUUGUUAAUUCCAGUUCUUGAAGAUUUGGGGCAAGGAAAUAUGAAGGCCCAGGGUGUCAGGACUCCAUAAUAGCCUUUGUUAAUUUGUGGCGGGAAAACAUAUUAAAAAAUAAUAAUACCCUGAACCCUGCCGUGUUGAGGAAUCUGUAACUGCAUGCCUGAUUUCCCUUCUGAACAUGCAUUUCCUAAUUGAGGCUUUG
Podarcis lilfordi (Lilford's wall lizard) is the source of this 3667-nucleotide messenger RNA. NCBI's taxonomy places the organism in Eukaryota, Metazoa, Chordata, Lepidosauria, Squamata, Lacertidae. The record is from the annotation of a GenBank genome assembly.